AUGGGCUGUUGCGCGCCGACCACCGUGCCGGCUGCGGACGAGGAGACGCCGUUCGCGGGGCUGCAGAUCUCCACCCCCUCCUCCGCCUCUGCGAGGAAGAGGAAGAACCGGCCAGCCGGGACACCAGACCCGGAGGCGGAGGUGGUGUCGCUGUCGCCGCGGACGCUGAUGGACUCGUCCAGGUACGCGUGCGACAUCUGCGGCAAGAUGUUCCGGCGGGAGCAGAAUCUGGUGUUCCACCGGCGGGGCCACGACAUGCCGUGGACGUUGAAGAAGCUGGAUGCGGCGGCGCCGCCGCGGAGGAAGCGGCGAGAUGAGGCGGCGGCAUCGCGGAAGAAGCGGGCGUUCGUGUGCCCGGAGCCCAGCUGCCUGCACCACCACCCCUCCCAUGCCCUCGCCGACCACUGCGGCAUCAAGAAGCACUUCCUCCGCAAGCAUGGCGGCCACCGCCAGUGGGCCUGCGCCCGUUGCUCCAAGGCCUACGCCGUCCUCAACGACUACAAGGCCCACGUCAAGAGCUGCGGCGGCCACUCCGGCGGCCCCAUCUUCACCCGGUACGCGCUCUGCUAG
Lolium rigidum is the source of this 570-nucleotide messenger RNA. Its product is annotated as zinc finger protein SHOOT GRAVITROPISM 5-like. Lineage: Eukaryota; Viridiplantae; Streptophyta; Magnoliopsida; Poales; Poaceae. Bases 1 to 570 code for a protein of 189 amino acids. Gene Ontology annotation, molecular function: DNA-binding transcription factor activity. The record is from RefSeq and is a predicted model, not a curated record. The transcript is spliced from 2 exons. Gene Ontology annotation, cellular component: nucleus.